Penicillium samsonianum is the source of this 756-nucleotide messenger RNA. RefSeq names its product Zn(II)2Cys6 transcription factor domain-containing protein. NCBI's taxonomy places the organism in Eukaryota, Fungi, Ascomycota, Eurotiomycetes, Eurotiales, Aspergillaceae. The record is from RefSeq and is a predicted model, not a curated record. The coding region runs from base 1 to 756 and encodes 251 amino acids. Gene Ontology annotation, cellular component: nucleus. Gene Ontology annotation, molecular function: DNA-binding transcription factor activity, RNA polymerase II-specific; zinc ion binding. Gene Ontology annotation, biological process: positive regulation of transcription by RNA polymerase II. The transcript has 2 exons.
AUGUCAACGCCAAGUCGCCGACGUAAUCACUCUCUGGCUUCUUGUGAGCCAUGUCGGAAAUCCAAGACUCGGUGUGAUCACAGAAAGCCCAUCUGUGCCUCAUGUCAACGCCGUGGUCUCCAAUGCUGGUAUCACCCUGCGCCUAUGACCAAACAACGUAAUUCCCAAAGACCGACUAUCUCAACUCCACCCGGCUCAAACCGUGUGGUACAAAAUGAAGUUUCGAGCAGCGCCAAUAGUCCCUCGACCGGAACUCCAAUGUUCCACAUAUGGCCGUUCCUGUCAGCCGACCCCAACGAUUCGGCAUCCCGGGUUCUGAUCACCGGGGGUCACAAUUACAAUAUCAAGGCACACGAUGAGCACUUGACAACCAUUGAAGACAUUGUCUCCCAAUUGAAAUUAUUGCCAGUUAUUAAAAAAGAAUCCACGAUUGCACUUGUUCCUAAGCCGCUUGUAUUGCAGCUGAUCACUUCCAUUCGAAUUGGUCUCGCAGACUCAGGCUAUAUAAUGGAAGAGACACCCCACCAGAUUUCCGUUAAUCAUGGUUCGCAACUAGCAGACGAUAUUUUACGCUCAUCCUCAUCGGAAGUUGUCACCACGCCAGACUUAGACUUGGGGGCCUUCUGUGCGUUAUUCACCGGAGCGAAUUUGCGUAUAGAGACUCUUGGUCUAUUGUAUACUAUGGCAGCACGCUCGUCUCUCUAUACUGAAGGUCACGGACACGACAGAUACCAAGAUGAUGGGUUCACUAGGUAA